AUGGGAGACGUCACCAAGGAAAUCUUCGUAUCCUAUACGGUCUUCAAAAAGAAACUUGAACAGACCUUUGGGGAUAUCGAUGCCGCGAGAACCGCGGAACGACGACUUAAUCGACUGCGACAAACUGGAUCGGCUAGCGUAUACGCCGCCGAAUUCCAGCAAAUCAUCUCGCACCUCGACUUCGACGACGACACCUACAUCUGGCUCUUUGAGCGUGGCCUCAAGGAAGAUGUGAAGGACGAGCUUAUAAGGGUCGACAGACCAGACGAGCUCCACAAGAUAAUUGAGCUCGCGGUCAAGUUCGACAACCGACUCUAUAAAAGGAAGCUCCAACGACGAGAACUCCGACAGGGAGGUAGCCGAUGA
This is a messenger RNA of Penicillium diatomitis, 366 nucleotides long. RefSeq lists its product as uncharacterized. Bases 1 to 366 code for a protein of 121 amino acids. Lineage: Eukaryota; Fungi; Ascomycota; Eurotiomycetes; Eurotiales; Aspergillaceae. The record is from RefSeq and is a predicted model, not a curated record. The transcript has 2 exons.